Racocetra persica is the source of this 140-nucleotide messenger RNA. NCBI's taxonomy places the organism in Eukaryota, Fungi, Glomeromycota, Glomeromycetes, Diversisporales, Gigasporaceae. The record is from the annotation of a GenBank genome assembly.
AUUUUUCUGCCAAAUCAAUUUGGGUAAGAAAAUAUAACCAUGUCAAAAAUUCUCAAAAUGUUGAAUCUCAUCUUUUACACGAAAUCAAAACUGGCAGAAAUAAAUCAGACAGAUUAAUGCUUGGAAUAGGAAUCUCAUAG